Messenger RNA from Darwinula stevensoni, 7221 nucleotides. The record is from the annotation of a GenBank genome assembly. Lineage: Eukaryota; Metazoa; Arthropoda; Ostracoda; Podocopida; Darwinulidae.
AUGAGGUUUGCCCAUCGACUGCGCAACAAUUUCCGAAAAGAAGACACGAUGCGCAUCCUCUUUUCCGGCGAGAUGUUCGACAUUGACGGUGUCUACAACUCCCAAAACGAUCCAGUAUGGGCAGUGGACCAUGCUGAAGCCGACGAGAUGGGUGGCAUCAAACAAAAACGGAAAUUUCCUCAGAAGGUCAUGCCCAGAAACCAAGAAGAGGCACAUUCCCAUUUCUUAUGGCUGAAAAAACAUGGGGAGCUGUCAGUCUUGAACAUCUGCACUGGAGACAUAAAGCAUGAAAGGAACCUCCAUCAUCAGCGAGGAAAGAAUCUUGGAUGCAUCAAUGUCUCAAAGGGAGAUUCAGUACAGUUUUCUCCAACAGUGAUUCAGGAGUCUUGGCUGCAAAAACUGAGGAGGCCCUUAGUCAAGAAGACCAGAGGAGGUUCUGCUGCAAAAGUUUUCUGCUCAGAUGAUGGAGUAGUCAUCCUCAUAGUUAUGCCCACUCAACACAUUCAUCUCUGGCAUGGUGGAGAAAAUGCUAUGCCUGAUGCUUGGCACUUCACAGAUCAUUUCAAAGAGCUGGUCCCUCACAGCACUUAUUCUCGAGUUCUGUUGGAUGCAUUCUUUCCUAUUCCACCACAUCAGGUGGAGAAGCCAUUGGCUAGGCUGGUUGGAGCAUUCCUCUGUCAUGAUGGGGCUAUUCAUAUGGCACUUCUUUCCUGGACACAUAAGUGGGCUGGAGGAACUCUUCCUUCACUUGACAUUUCUUCCUUGAAACUUCGAGUGUGCAUUGGAAAAGAAUUCAAAUUCCUUGCUGGAUCCUUGAAGGUUUCCAGUAUUGGAUGGAGCAGUGAUGACAUCCUACUUCUCUGUCUCACCAGCAGUGGGUCUUUGUUCUGCUUCUCCACUCUUGGACAAUGCCUUUCCACUUGCCUUCUUACUGGUAAUAACCCAAAAUACAACCCCUUUCCAUGUCUCAUCUUUGAUUUGGUGGUCCCAACAAGAGCAAGGAUUGCUGUGACACCUGAGGACUUUUCUGAAUCAAGUGUAGAUGAAAGUAAGGUGAAGCCCAAGAUGCAUCUGACUACUCACAGAAAUUCUGGGCUUGUGGCUAUAUCCAAUGGAUUUCACUUCAGAGUUCUUCAACUAGCUCCUGAGUUCACCAGAACAUGGAAGGCGAUGGAAACAUGUCUCCUUUGGACCCAGUUCUACAUUCUCAGCUGGGAAUCUGAUAGAAAGGUGACUCAGAGACGAGUUCUUCAGACCCUCAACCACUCGCUAAGAAUGCAGUCUGAUGUAGAAGUACCAGUGGACAAGAUUGCCAGAAUGAAGAGGAUGAAUGUCAUCAACAAAAUCAGGAAAUAUCCAUUCAAGGAGAAGCUGAUUCCUGGAUCCGUUCAGAGGAGGAGGGAUGAACAAUUAAGUAUUGAAUCUCUGCACCCAGUCACAUUCAGUAAUGGAGCCUAUGAAUGUCUGCUGCCUCAUGAGCUGGGAGAGCAGAGAUUAAGCAGGAAGGUCCAAUUGCAGAGAGCAUCUGAAGCCUUGAUUCUCAGUUGGAACCUAAUCUCUGUUGCUGAAAGUAGUGAUGAGGCAGGGCACAAAAACUUUGAAGACAUGCUUUCAUGCCUUUGUCAGUUCUCCAUCCAGUGGUUGUUCCUCAUUCUCUCUCCAGCGCAUCACUAUCCAAAAAUUAAGGAUCCAGCAAGACUUGUCUUCAAGUUUCUUGCUCAGAUUGUGGACUCUGCACGAUUUGAUGUGAAUCGUCGCUGCCCGCUCUACACAAUACAAAUUUUUCUUAAUGUAUCUCGUCUGGUUGGAGAGUCACAUUUUUCAUGGAAGGUCAAGGUCUCUUAUGCUUAUCGCCUGUGUCAACUUGCUAACACACUUAACAUGAUACUCUCUCAGCUCUUCCCUCGUGAAAUCAGCAUGAUUGGACAAUGGCGUAUCCUUUGGCUUGCCCUGCAUCAUCUCCUCUCUCAAGUGAAGGAUAAUAUAAAGGAAGACUCAGAUCAUCAUUCAGUCAAGUUGCUUGUGUCUGCACUUGCCUUCACAAAGCGAAGGACUGGCUCAAGAAUGUACACAUCCAUACUGACACCAGCAAUUAUUAGUCCUAAUAUUGCUAUUAAAAUACUCAAGGGAGAUGUGUUGGAAGUGCAAGAUGAAUGGUUUCGGACAGUGGCAGAUGGAUUUUCUAGUUCAGAAGCACUACGCCAGUCAAGUCUGUGUUAUCCCCUUCUGGGGAUUCUUUAUUCAGGGAUGAAGGACUUCCGUCCUGCUUUGGCCUGCCUUCCUCUUGAAUGGCUUCUCUGCUCUAAAAUUCUUCUUCCACAAGGUCUGGAACACCCUGACAUUCAGGAAUAUAUAGUCAGCUUGGGGCGAAUCAUGGAGAUGUACCUCUGCAAGGGAAAAAUAUAUGUCCCCCUUCCAAAUCAACUUAAGGGACUUGAUUUUACUGAAGACGCAAUGAACCCAGGAGUUCAUAUAAGUGCAGGAGAUCUGAUUCCUGCCUUAGCAAGAGACAAGGUGGAAGAGAUUUGGAAUCCAUCUGUGGUGCUGACCAUUUUCCUUCAUUAUGGACUCUUUGAUGAUGCCAUCCGUUUUGCAGAAUGUAUUGGUGACUGGAAGACAGCUAUUCUUCUCACCAUCCUUGAGCUGAAGGAGGAAGGGCAGAGGCUAGAUAUCCUUUGGAGGCAUAUCCAAGUCCUAAUGGGGAAUCCAAAAGGUCUACUGAAUUUUAAGAGAGAUCAGCUGCAGUCUCUUUUAUGCCAUGGAGUAUUGCUUGAUGGAGAUCCUGUACCACGACUCCUUCAAGACACUGUUAUCACCAUUUUGGGAUUAAUGAAGCAGUUCCCUCUCAUUGUUGAUGAUGAAUUCCCCCUUCCAGCAGUUCCAAUCUAUUGCUACCAUGACUAUGAAGAAGCUUUCACCAUCACAAGUACUGAAUCAAAACGGAGAAAGGAACUAGCCCUUCAUGUACUUCAUGCCAUUGAACUUUUGAAACUCAGUAACUGUCUCCAGCUCUGUCUUUCAUCCCUUCUGAGUAUUAUCCAUCAGGCCCAUGCAGACUCAGACAAUAAUUGGACAUCUCCGGAUUUGGAGGCAUUGCUGUCCCUGGUUCCAGUGGAAUCUACAUCGAUGAUGAAGGGAAAUGAUAGCAUCAAGAAAGUCCUGGAAGCAUUUGAUGAGUUGUGUGCCAUUUUGUGGACCUUCGAAAUGAGGGAUAAGCUAAGCCUGGCAUGGAGACAAUGGCAUAGGCUGUGUCUCAUGAGGACCCCCUGCUCCUUGGCACGGGUGGAUAAUGGGGAAGAGUGUGUAAGUGAGAUCCUGGAUUGGGCCAGUGAACUUCUCCCCUUUGCUGGACAAUGGAUGGAAGAUCUCCUCAAACUGGUUCUUUCCAUGCUACAUGAGAGAAGCAUCUGCCCUGAAGCCAUACAGCACUUCCUCUACUUUUUUCCCUCUCCAAACCACAUCCCUACAGAGCUUCAGCCACAGGCUAGGGAUUUGGUGGCAAAAUGGCUGCAAUGUGCAACAGGAGACCUCUAUUCCAGCCUCACAUCUCUUCAUGAAUAUGCUAGCAUUGAAGGGCACAAUCAAAUUCAAGAAGAUAAGACUGUGAGGGAGUUAGCAGGGUAUUUUGGAGAGAGGGACCUUAUCAACUCAUCCAGUCUUCCAAAUCUCAAUUCCCUAAACACAAAAUGCCUCUCCUUCCUUUCCAUUUUCCUGGAAUUGACUUGUAAGCACAUAUCACAGAAUACUUUCUCUGUACCUAUUCUUGCCAUUCACAAAGAAGAGCUUUGUCAAGAGAUUCUUACCACUGUAAAUUUGAAGCACACCAUUGGAAAAUGUAGGAAGAAAUCUGUUGGCUUUGCUGAUGGUACUUUGACAUGCCUCACCACAGAUCUCAUCUUCAAAUGCCUUUUGGGAGAUGAAGUUGACCUUAACCUUGACCUUGAUGGCUUGGAGAAACUGAAAGUGUUGAAGUGGGCCUAUGACUGGAGUCAGGAGCCAUGUGCUUCAUUAACUGAGUCAGGGAAAUUGAAGGUGGUACUUCCCCUUAUACCCCUUCUUGCCUUUGCAGCCAAACAUCUCAUGAAGGCAUCAAAUGUGCCUAGAAAGGAGAAUAAAAGGAAUGAGGGUGACAGUGAACCAAGGAGAUACCCUAUUCCCCUCCGACGGCAUCUGGGGCAAGGCAACAAAUUCCAUCCAAAGUGCAUGCCAUUGGAAACUAAUGAGAUAUCUUUAUUGCCUGAGACAUCCACCACAUGGAAUGAUCUUGAGGAAGAUCCUUCUAACACCAAAACAACCAUCAAAGACUUAUUUUGUAAGGCACCCAAUUCUGUUAAAGAGUGUGAAACAAGAACAAACUUGUCACUUCCUUCCACUAUCACCAAAGAAGAGUUCACUGCAUUUUCGCUUGAUGGUCAAGCACAAACAAAAUCAUGCAGAUUAGUCAACAAAAAACAAGACAUUCAAGACUCUGAUCCUUUUGAAGAUUCUUCUGUUGGUGAUAAAGUCAGAAUUGAAUUGCAAACCCAUGUUGAAGAUGGUAAUGAAUUGCUGAAGAAAAAAGUUCUUAGGACUAAAGAACUUAAUUCAGACUGUUGGGUUCCUAACUCAAGAGACUCAGUCCCUUCACAUCCUGUUCAUCAACAAGCACAAAAGUCAAGGAGGAGUUCAAGGAAGGGGUUGAGGCAUUCCCUAUUGUUAAUGGAUGCAGCCAAGGUUGUUGAGAAUGCAUUUGAAUCUGAUACCUUUAUAGAAUGCUUGAAAGUGUCCAGCAUUGAAGAGCCAUCAAAGGAGGAUUUGAAGGUACCUCUGAAGAUGCUCAAUGACAAGGUAUUGGAGGAGCCUGACAAGGAAACCUGUGUCACAGAGUCCAAGGUCACUGUGAAGGGAAUCUUUAGUACCAAGUAUAUGGAAGCUGAGGUGGGAUGCAAUAAUGAGGAGCCUAAGGAAAGCAGGAAGUCAAGGGGGCAGGGAUUUCCCAUGCAGGAACCCAGUGUCAAAAGUUCCAAGGAACCUAUAAAGAAGAUCAAUGGCAAGGAGUUGAAGCAGCUUGAGAAGGAAGUCCCUGGCAAAGAAUUGGAAGAACCUUUGACUAUGAUUGAUGACAAGUUCAAGGAAUCCAUUAAGUGUGAUGUCAAGAAAUAUGUGAAACUCCAUAACAUAAUUAAGGAAGAAGGUAAUGGAGAACUAGAGGAUUGUGUGAUAGAGUUGAGAAAGCCAAAUCAGGAAGCCUUUGACCUUAGGAUGACUAUCAGGCAGGAGAUGAAUGUCAUUCUAGAGGAAUUGGAGAAGCUGAAAAAGCACCAUGAGAGGAGUUCCAACAAGGAGAUCCCUGGCAGAAAUUUGCCAAAUCCUGCAUUAUGGGACAUAGUGAUGCGAACAAAAAUGUUGCAAUCUGAAAUCCACAAGCCUCAGACAUCCAAGAUGGAAGGAGAAGAUAUUUCCCUAGCACAAAAUGAGGCAACAAGUAAAAGAGCACCUAUUACCCAUCAGUCAACAGAGAGCAAAGAUGUGUCUGUGGGGAGAAUGGGAACAGAUACACUAGAAGAUGUCACACUACCUUCCAGUAUUUGCUUCACUGCUCAAUGCAAGAUGAAAGAAACCACAAAGAAGUCUUCCACAUACAAACAGUAUCUUCUUUGCAAGCCAAGUGCAAUUGGUCUGCAUUCUGAUAUCCCAUCUUUGAUAGUUUGGGACAAAGACUUUUUAAAAACAGUUAGGAAAAAGCAAAAGAAUAAAAGGGUUGUUCCUAUUUUGAAAUACAACAAGGCACAACAUCGUCUGUCCCUCAAAUUCCUACCUCUUGAGCCACUGAUGGCAGCCUUGAAAGAGAGAUUGGAGAAGCGGAAAAAAUGCUCCUCUGAUUCUUCACUCGAAACUUUGCUAGGCAAGGUUCCUACUCCUGAAAUGAGUCCAUCCAGUAUCAGACAUCAAUCUGGAGAGAAUUCCUUUGAAGCCUAUGAAAAUGGUGUGAAAAAUGAUGCUGAAAUCCAACAAGAAGGGGAACCAAGACCAGUAUAUCGUGUGGAGUCACCAUCAGGAUCAGUGUCAUUAAGUACAAGCAGAAGCAGCUAUACUCCAGUUGGAAAUGGGGAUAGCACCUCCUUUAGCUCUCUACCAAUUGAACAAUCAUUCCAGAAAUCUGCUUUUGAAGAAGAAAGUUUCUCGAUUGGCAACUACGGAGAAGGAAAAACUGUUUGCCCAUCUGGUGUUGAAAAUGCCUCAGGAGAACUUACAGUAUUACAUGAAUUAAAAGAUUGUGUUGAUAUUGGAGUUGAAACACAAUUCCCUACUGCAGAUGCAGAUAUACAAGUUCAGCCAGAAGUGAUGGGCACUCUGGUUCAAGUAGAAGAAUUAACACAUGCAAAACCCCAGCAUGAGGCAAGGUUUACCAACCCAAAAGUUGAGACUGGCAAGAAAAAUUAUGCUUUUGUUCCUGUUGGAUCAGCAAGUGUAUUGGCAGAGAUUGAGGCAUUGUUGCAGAGCAUCACACAGGCAGAAGACCUGGCCAUUCGUGUUCAUAUGGGACUCCAGGAAUCAAAGCAGGUCCUGAGGGAGAUAGAUGAGCUGGAAGGGGAGAGCGGGUCAGUGUUGUUGUUUGAUUCCUGUGUGAGAAGAAAUUAUCACUGCCCUUCAGGGCUGGUCUCUGUUGACAAGAAGCAAACUGCAAUCCUCAAUGCAUGCUAUCACCAGGCCCUUGACCUUGGUAUCCAGGGGUCCAGGGCACUUAGCAUUAUUGACAACCUCCGGAAGGAGUUUUUUGUGAAGAAUAAAGUGUCAAGUUCAAUGCAGAAACGUGCAACAGCACCCUUGGCUACAUGUCUCUCCCAGGCAAGGGAUAGUCAUCAAGAGAGAAAACUGGGAUUCCAGAGAAGCCUGGAGGAUGGGAAGGCUGUGGCUGUGGAAUCUCUCUUAGCCAAUUCCAUCCUCGUGUCAUGUAUGAAAAGGCCCAUUCGUAGUGGAAGGGGUCAAAGGAAAAAGUAUUGUGGCUAUCCUCUACUGGAGGACAUCCCUGAAGUGGAAUCCCUCAACAUCUGAAGCACUGCCACCUGUCUUCCAAUUAUGAAUUUGUAUGGAUAAGAUUCUGUUCCCUGUUCCCUUCCUGCUUUCGAGCUUUUUCAAGAUUUCAGCAUUUUUACUCAUGCUUGAGAUCUGAUCUGUACAACACUGUACAACAUGUAAUCUUCCCUUGUCUAAUAUAUUAUUAAUUUAUAUUAUUACCUC